AUGGGUGAAUCAAAUAAUAUUCUUCCAUUUAUUUAUAAUCAACCAAUUGAAAUUGAUAAGGAAUUAGAAUGUUCAAUUUGUCUUUUACCUCUCUUCGAACCAGUUGUCGAACAAAAUUGUGGGUCAAUGUUUUGUAAUCAAUGUUUACUUAAUAAUUUUAAUAUUGGUAAAAAUAAUUGUCCAUCUUGUAAACAAAUUAUAAACAAAAAUAAAUUAUCAAAUCCACCCAAAAUCAUUACAAACAAAUUAGAUGAAUUAUUGGUUUAUUGUAUUCAAUGUAAAGAUAAUUAUCCAGAAAAUGAAAUUAAAUAUAUGACCCGUUUAUAUUUUAUUAAAAAUCAUUCCGAAUUUGAAUGUAAAACUAAUGAAUGUGAAUGUCAAAUAAUUUCAACAACUUCUAAAUUAACAUUAAAUAAUGAUUUAAUCACAUCACCAACAAAUCUAAAAUUAUAUACUAAAAUAGAACUAAAACAUCAUAAAGAUAAUGAAUGUAUAUUAUCAAGUUCUAAUUGCAGUGCCAAUAAUGUUUCAUGUCCUUGGAAUGGUCAUUUAAAAGAUAAAGAUAAUCAUGAAUCAACAUGUAGCUACAUAUCAUUAAAACCACAUUUAUUAUCACUUCAAUCUAAAAUAUCCCAAUUAGAAUCUGAAAAAACAAAUAGUAUACAAUAUCAAAAUUUCUUAGAGACUCAAAUUAAUCAAUUAGAAUCAAAACUCUCAUUCCCAAUUUCUCCUCCAAAAUAUUUAUAUGGUCGUUUUAUUAAAUAUCAACAACAACUAUUAGAUUAUCAACAACAGCAAUAUCAACAACAACAACAAUAUCAACAUCCACCACAACAACAGGUAUUAACACCAUAUAAUAAAAAUAAUAAAAUAUUUGAAUUUAGUGAAAAUAGUUUUAAAUAUGUAAAUGGAGUUGAAAUUAUUAAAAAUAAAACCAAAUCAAUUUCAUUAGGAAGUGAUUUUAAUGGUGAAUGGCCAAAGUUAAAUGAAUGGUUAAUAAAUACAGAAGUUGAUACAAUAAUAUUAUUGGAUGGAUUUAGACAUGAAAUCCAUGUCCCAAUAUCAAUUAAAACUCUUCAUAUUGGUAAUAUAGUUGUUUUUGGACCAAUUACAACCUAUGGUGCUUCUCUGACUGAAUUACAUCUUCAUGAUGGUUGUUCAAUUAAAUUAGAUUAUAAUCAAUUACCAAAAACAGUAUCAACUUUACAUAUAUAUAAUAUUAAUAACCCAUAUUCAUCACCAUCAUCAUCAUUAUCAUCAUUUGUUAAACCAAUGAAUCAAAAACUACAACAACAAUCAAGUAAAAUUUCAAUUUUACAUUUACAUGAUGGAUUUUCAAUUGAAGGUUGUCAAAUUCCAAAUUCAUUAAGAGAAUUACAUCUUUACGAUAUUAAAGUUCUAUCAAUAAAAACACCAAUUAAUUUAUUAGAAUUAUUCCUUCAUGAUGGUUUUAAUUUACCGUUGGAAAAUGUAUUGUCAAAAAAUAUAACAGACCUUCAUUUAUUCAAUAUUAAAUCAAAUAUAUCAUCAACACCACCAAUGAUUGGUAGUAGUGUUAAAAAUUUAUUUUUACGUGAUGGUUUUAAUCAAGAUAUUUAUAUUCCACCAACUGUUAAAUGGCUUUGUUUAUUUAAUACUCAAAGACCAAUUAAUAUACCAAAAACAAUUAAAAAAAUUUAUCUUCAAAAUUAUAAUUUUCCUCGUAAUAAUUUUCCAAAUGGUGUAAAGGUUUAUGAACAAAAUCCAAUGAAUAAUAAUAAUAAUAAUAAUAAUAAUAAUAAUAAUAAUAAUAAUAAUAAUAAAUAA
Messenger RNA from Dictyostelium discoideum AX4, 1806 nucleotides. RefSeq lists its product as hypothetical. The record is from RefSeq and is a predicted model, not a curated record. The transcript is spliced from 2 exons. Bases 1 to 1806 code for a protein of 601 amino acids. Lineage: Eukaryota; Evosea; Eumycetozoa; Dictyosteliales; Dictyosteliaceae. Gene Ontology annotation, molecular function: metal ion binding.